Daktulosphaira vitifoliae (grape phylloxera) is the source of this 1059-nucleotide messenger RNA. RefSeq lists its product as uncharacterized. The transcript has 6 exons. Lineage: Eukaryota; Metazoa; Arthropoda; Insecta; Hemiptera; Phylloxeridae. Bases 1 to 1059 code for a protein of 352 amino acids. The record is from RefSeq and is a predicted model, not a curated record.
AUGAGGAAUAAUACUGUUGCUGAUAAAAACAGGACACUCAAGAUUCUUAAGCGUCAACUUCUUGAAACAAUUGAUAAAAAUAAAUGUAACAAUCGAAUUCGAUCAUUGACUAUAUUUUUAGCUUGUUCUUACAUAAAAGAUUUAAAAAAGCUAUUUUUUUUACUCAUACAAUUUGGACAGCACUGUAAUAGUUUGAUUAAAGCAAUUAAUUCAAUAGCAGUUGGGUAUAGUUGCGCUAUAAAAUUAUUGGAAAUAUUACAAAAAAUUCCAUCGUUUACAAAAUUGAUGAAAGAAACACUUUAUGUAUUGUGCUAUAUGCACACAGUUUCAUGGAAAAAUGGUAAAAAAAAAUAUUUUGUUUUUCAAGAUUUAUUUUUAAAUUUAGAAAAUUUUAACAACGACUCAAAACAACAUCUUCCUUUGAAAUAUAAUUCAUCAGCAACAAUCAAUUUUUUAGAUUAUAUUUUUAAAUUUUUGUCUGAUAGAGAUAGAGACACUAUAAGGGAUUGUAUAUUAUUUUGUCGUUUUGAAGAAUUUGAUUUAGCAUCGCAAUGGAUAGAAUGGUAUGAAGAAUAUAAAUACAAAAAUUGUAAAGACGAAACAUUUCAAUUCUACGAUUACCUAAGUCAAAAAAUUAAUUUGAAAAUAAAUUCUAUAAUUAUAAAUAAAUUUCAUGAUCUAGGGUUUCAGUAUGAUCUAAAAAACCAACAAGUCGGUAUACCUCUUCCAAAUGAGUAUUGCAUUGGCGAAUUAAAAUUGUUCACGAGACCUAAAAUAAUUCAAAAUGAAUCGGGAAAUAAAGAAGUGAAUAAUGUACCUCAAACUAAUGAAGAACUACAACUAAUCGACUUUCUCGGACAAGAAGUGAAUAAUGUACCUCAAACUAACAAAGAUUUACAAAUAAUCAAUAAUCCCGAACAAGGUANGAAUAAUGUACCUAAAACUUAUGAAGAACGACAUCUAAUCGAUUUUCUCAGACAAGGAUUAAAUCCUGUUGAUUCAUAUGAAGUUUUGUUAGAGCCAAUGGAAACUUAUGAAAAUCUAAUAAAAUAUCUUUAA